This is a messenger RNA of Chenopodium quinoa (quinoa), 573 nucleotides long. RefSeq lists its product as uncharacterized. The record is from RefSeq and is a predicted model, not a curated record. NCBI's taxonomy places the organism in Eukaryota, Viridiplantae, Streptophyta, Magnoliopsida, Caryophyllales, Amaranthaceae. The transcript has 2 exons. Bases 1 to 573 code for a protein of 190 amino acids.
AUGAGGAAAGCUUUGAAGGUCACUAUGAAAGGCACCAUUCAUCGAUGGUGUAUUUGGCACAUUACACAUAAGUUUGCUAAGAAACUUGGGAAACUUCCUAAUUAUACCCAAAUUCACGACGACCUUGAGCAUGUAAUCUAUGAAAACCUAGAUCGCGAAGAGUUUGAGAUAAAUUGGCGAAAGGUUAUCAAGAAGCAUGAACUAGAAGACGAUGACUGGCUGCAAGAUUUUGAGGAGUUUGUGUUUUGUUCUUCGUGCUUAGAAAUGGAUCGAAGUUGGAUAACAACAACAAAGCCAGGUGACCCUGAAUAUCAACAAGGUGUUAAGGAAUUUAUUAAAUUUGCAUUUGAAAAUAGUGGAGGUCGCUCCAAGCUACGUUGUCCUUGUUUUAUGUGUCAUAAUUUUUUGCAUAAGAGACCGGAUGAAAUUCUCAAUCAUUUAAAUAAAUGGGCAUUUGAUAGAACAUAUACCCAUUGGAUUUGGCAUGGGGAACGUAGAGACAUGCAUGCGGGUGAUAGUGGUGAGACUAGGGAUAAUGUGCGUGUAGUUCAUGAUGUUGACGAGGGAGAUUAG